Sporisorium graminicola is the source of this 936-nucleotide messenger RNA. RefSeq lists its product as uncharacterized. The record is from RefSeq and is a predicted model, not a curated record. Gene Ontology annotation, biological process: mitochondrial transport; carnitine transmembrane transport. Gene Ontology annotation, cellular component: mitochondrial envelope. The transcript has 2 exons. Bases 1 to 936 code for a protein of 311 amino acids. NCBI's taxonomy places the organism in Eukaryota, Fungi, Basidiomycota, Ustilaginomycetes, Ustilaginales, Ustilaginaceae. Gene Ontology annotation, molecular function: O-acyl-L-carnitine transmembrane transporter activity.
AUGGCCGACGAUCAGACUUCGGCCGUCAUCAAGGAUGAGGAGUUCGAGCAGAAGAAGCAGGCCACCUCCUCGGUCAAGUCGUUCCUCUCCGGUGGCUUCGGUGGUGUCUGCUCCGUCCUCGUCGGACACCCUUUCGAUCUGACCAAGACGCGUCUGCAAACCGCUGCUGACGGCACAUACACCGGUGGUCUGGAUGUUGUCAGAAAAACGAUCAAGGCAGAUGGUAUCAAGGGAUUGUACCGUGGAAUGGGCCCACCUUUGAUCGGUGUGACACCCAUCUUUGCACUCUCGUUCUGGUCGUACGAUAUGGGCAAGAAGCUUGUCUACGCCAUGACCCCGAGCCGAACCGACCCGAAGCUGUCGAUCCCCGAGCUCGCCUUUGCUGGUUUCUUCAGUGCCAUCCCUACCACCCUGGUCGCCGGUCCAGCAGAACGUGUCAAAGUGCUUCUGCAGCUGCAGGGACAGAGCAGCAGCACCGGUCCGACCUACAACGGACCGGUGGACGUGGUGCGCCAGCUGUACAAGGAAGGUGGACUCAAGUCGGUCUUCCGAGGAACGGGUGCGACGCUGGCUCGUGACGGUCCCGGAUCCGCUGCCUACUUCUGCGCAUACGAGGCAUCCAAGCGUCUGUUGACCCCGGCGGGACAGGACCCGCAGCAGCUCAACUUCCUCAACGUGCUCACUGCCGGUGGUCUGGCGGGCAUGGCUAUGUGGGGUCUCGCCAUCCCGCCUGAUGUCAUCAAGUCGCGCUACCAGGGCGCGCCUCACGGCACUUACACCGGAUUCUUGGAUUGUGCACGAAAGACGGUGGCCAAGGACGGCGUCAAGGCGCUCUUCAAGGGCUUUGGUCCUGCUAUGGCUCGUGCGUUCCCCGCCAACGCUGCUACGUUCCUCGGUGUAGAGGUCUCGCUGCAGGCUAUGAACAAGGUGUUCUGA